AUGGUGAGCCCUAUUGUAACAAUGCAAAAUGAAGUGAUUGGACCUGAAUGGCUGAAACCAAUGCUGAGGGCCGAUUACUUCAUUACCUGCCCUCUUCAUUUGGACUCUCAUAAAAGCGAGUGCAAUUUGUUCUGCUUAGAUUGCAUUGACAAUGCCUUCUGUUCCUACUGUCUGGUCCACCACAAGGGCCAUCGUGUUCUCCAGAUCAGGCGUUCUUCGUAUCAUAAUGUGGUGAGGGUAAAUGAGAUUCAGAAAUAUAUCGACAUAUCGUGCAUUCAGACGUACGUUAUCAACAGUGCCAAGAUCGUGUUCCUCAACGAGAGGCCCCAGCCGAGGCCGGCCAAGGGAGUCACGUACUCGUGCGAAAUCUGUGCCCGUGGCCUGCCUGACUGUUCCAGGUUCUGUUCCCUCGGCUGCAAGCUGAGUGGCAUGGAGAGAGGUGAUGUGGAGCUCUCAUUUCUUGUGAAGGGCAAACACAAGCGGGACGAGUGCGAGUCGUUUGAGGUUUGGACCCCGAAAAAGUUUCAUAGAGGGAAUGCAUUGUUCGUGGGUCGACUCACAACAUCAUUCAGUUCGAGUAGCUCGGGAGAUGAGGUCUCGGGCAAUCUGUCUCCACCAACUCCUCCUUUGUUCAACCACUUUAACUCGAGACGGAGAAAAGGCAUACCCCACCGUGCCCCCUUCUGA
Messenger RNA from Striga hermonthica, 687 nucleotides. The record is from the annotation of a GenBank genome assembly. NCBI's taxonomy places the organism in Eukaryota, Viridiplantae, Streptophyta, Magnoliopsida, Lamiales, Orobanchaceae.